CACAUUUCCUGUCAAGAUGGCGAAUGAUCUCCCUUCGGAGUUUGAUGUGAUCGUAAUAGGGACGGGUUUGCCUGAAUCCAUCAUCGCAGCUGCAUGCUCAAGAAGUGGCCAGAGGGUUCUGCAUGUUGAUUCACGAAGCUACUAUGGAGGAAACUGGGCCAGUUUUAGCUUUUCAGGACUGUUGUCCUGGAUAAAGGAAUACGAGGAAAGCACUGACACCUUGAAUGAAAGUCCAGCAUGGCAAGAACGGAUUCUUGAAAGUGAAGAAGCCAUUGUUCUUAGCAGGAAAGACAGAACCAUUCAACAUAUAGAAGUGUUUUGCUAUGCCAGUCAGGAUAUGUGUGAAGACGUUGAAGAAACUGGUGCACUGAAAAAAAAUCAUGCUUCUGUGACAUCUGUGAACUAUACAGAAGCUUCAGAUUCUGCUUGCUUGCCUACAGAAGAUGAGUCAUUAAGCACUUUGAGCUUUGAAAUACCUGCCGAACAAACUACAAGCAGUAAUCCAGAAAGUGCCCCAGAAGGAAAUUAUGCCGAAGCAACAGAGGAAAAAGAAAACCAUUGUAGUGAUAAAACUUGUGUGCAGGCCACAAGUGAAAAUGUGCCUACAGCAGAAAAUACUGGAGAACAACCAAGGGAAAAUAUUAUUACUUACUCACAAAUUGUGAAAGAAGGCAGGAGGUUUAAUAUUGAUUUGGUAUCAAAGCUGCUGUACUCUCGAGGUUUGCUAAUUGAUCUUCUAAUCAAAUCAAAUAUUAGUCGGUAUGCAGAGUUCAAAAAUAUUACCAGGAUUCUUUCAUUUCGAGAAGGAAGAGUGGAACAGGUUCCUUGUUCCAGAGCAGAUGUCUUUAAUAGCAAACAACUUACUAUGGUAGAAAAGCGAAUGCUAAUGAAGUUUCUUACAUUUUGUAUGGAGUAUGAGGAACAUCCUGAAGAAUAUAAAGGUUUUGAGGAGAUUACAUUUUCUGAAUAUUUAAAAACUCAAAAAUUAACCCCUAACCUCCAAUAUUUUGUCCUGCAUUCAAUUGCAAUGACAUCAGAGGCAACCAGCACUACCCUAGAUGGUCUCAAAGCAACCAAAAAUUUUCUUCAUUGUCUUGGGCGGUAUGGCAACACUCCAUUUUUGUUUCCUUUAUAUGGCCAAGGAGAACUUCCCCAGUGUUUCUGCAGGAUGUGUGCUGUGUUUGGUGGAAUCUAUUGUCUUCGUCAUUCAGUACAGUGCCUUGUAGUGGACAAAGACUCCAGAAAAUGUAAAGCAAUCGUAGAUCAGUUUGGCCAGAGAAUCAUUGCAAACCAUUUCAUUGUGGAGGACAGUUACUUUUCUGAGGACACAUGCUCCAAUAUUCAAUAUAGGCAAAUCUCCAGAGCAGUCCUGAUUACAGAUAGAUCUGUACUAAAAACAGAUUCAGAUCAACAGAUUUCCAUUUUGACAGUGCCAGAAUCAGAACCAGGAACUUUUGCUGUUCGAGUCAUUGAGUUAUGUUCUUCAACUAUGACAUGCAUGAAAGGCACCUAUUUGGUUCAUAUGACUUGUACAUCUUCUAAAACAGCAAGAGAAGAUUUAGAACCAGUUGUGCAGAAAUUGUUUGCUCCAUAUACCAAAAAGGAGAUAGAAAAUGAAGAAGUUGAUAAGCCAAGACUUCUGUGGGCUCUUUACUUCAAUAUGAGAGAUUCUUCAAACAUCAGCAGGAACUCUUAUAAUGGUUUAUCUUCCAAUGUUUAUGUCUGCUCUGGCCCAGAUUGUCAUCUAGGAAAUGAUAAUGCAGUCAAACAGGCUGAAGCACUUUUCCAGCAAAUCUGCCCCAGUGAAGACUUCUGUCCACCACCACCAAAUCCUGAAGACAUUGUCCUCGAUGGAGAUAGUUUACAACCAGAGGCUUUGGAAUCUGAUUCUAUGCUACACACAAACUCAGAGACUCACAAAGAAAGCCCAUACCUAAGAAGCCCAGUGGAGCCCUCUGAAUAA
Messenger RNA from Chrysochloris asiatica (Cape golden mole), 1963 nucleotides. RefSeq names its product choroideremia (Rab escort protein 1) (gene CHM). The record is from RefSeq and is a predicted model, not a curated record. The transcript is spliced from 15 exons. Gene Ontology annotation, biological process: vesicle-mediated transport; intracellular protein transport; protein geranylgeranylation. Lineage: Eukaryota; Metazoa; Chordata; Mammalia; Afrosoricida; Chrysochloridae. Gene Ontology annotation, cellular component: Rab-protein geranylgeranyltransferase complex; nucleus; cytosol. Bases 17 to 1963 code for a protein of 648 amino acids. Gene Ontology annotation, molecular function: GDP-dissociation inhibitor activity.